GCUGUGUCUACACACGGCGUCGAUUUUUUUCUCAUCCUACUCCCACGCCUGAGUUACGCAAUACCUGACUCUUUCGAGUUUCGUGCUCGGCCGAAUUUCGAGCACGAGAGGCAGAGUUGCUUCGGAGCACAGGAGCUCCGGAGACGAAGAAGCAGAAGGAAAACUCACCUGAAAAAUUCGGUCGCGCGCGAGCGCGAGCCCAGAGCAUCAGCGACAGGCUUCGGGCUACUCGGCUGCAGAGUGCAACGAACGAUACGUUUUCCCUUCCGACCAUUAGGUGGCCGAGCGUCGAUCUCCGGCCGAGCGGUGGGGACAGGUCACGCGGUAGUGGUGGGGGACCGCGAGUCUCCAGUCCCCUCCAGCUUCGGCCGGUAGUGGGGGAUGGAUCUCGCGUUAGUGCGAGCGAGACGGGACGAGGACUGAGGGAGUUCCGUGGGCGGAGUCGAGACGCUGCCGAGUUAAUAGAGAUACAAUCGACCGAGCGUCUAGUGCAGUGCCCGGCGUAGGAGGAGAGCGAGAGAGAGAGAGAGAGAGAGUGAGCGGGAGGGGGAAGGGGGGAUCGGUCACGGGUAAGUAGGGACCGACGGACUGGCUGCCUAGUUUAGACAUCACCGAACGACGGAUGGACAGCCAGUCAGACCCGUCACGGCACUCGCUCAACUACUCGGAAAUCUCGGGAAAAACUCCGAACUUGCCGAAUUCAGACACAGUCGUCCUCGAAUGACACUCAGUGCAGCAGACUAGUGAUUCUCUCGGCGUGCUAUGUCGAGUGCUAGACAGUAGUGCUCGCGCUUACGCUAUCCUCGAAACGCAACCGCAGUUGUUUUUUUCGAGAAGUAGAACGAAGAAGAUAGAGAGAAGAUCAUGAGUGUGGCCCUGGCAACCAUGGAGUCAGCCUACGGACUGAGCAGGCUGGGAAUGACGAUGCAGCACUACCACCACCACCGACGGGCUCGUUCGCCUGACAGCCACGUGCAGUCGCAUCAGGAGCCGUCGGAGCAGGUCUCCCCCUUGCGCUUCAGCGUAGUGAACAUCCUCCGGCCGGACUUUGGCCGCGACGCUAUCCUCAGCCGGUCACCGGCGAAGACGACUCCCAUCAAAGUGACACCUCUUCCGGUGCACAGUCCGCUGAGUCUACCCCGGGACCUCAGCCUCUCCUCCAGUGGCAGCAACCAGAGGCUAUCGCCGCAGCUCGGCUUCUCCUCGUCGAACCUCAGCAGGAGCGGGAGCCUCGAGAGCCUCGCCAGCAACAGAAGUUCCGUCAACGGCAACUCGGCCUCCAUAUCCUCGGCUGCUUCCACGGCCGGAGGCGAGUCCGUCAGCGGUGAGAGCAACAGCUCCGGCAACGGACAGAGUCUCUGGCCCGCUUGGAUAUACUGCACCAGAUACUCCGACAGACCCUCUUCCGGACCGAGAACGAGACGAGUCAAGCGCACGAACAGCGAGAAAUCACAGUCGGUCUCGACGCCGGAGGAGAAACGGCCGCGCACAGCUUUCAGCGCCGAGCAGCUGGCCAAGCUGCAGCUCGAGUUCACGGAGAACCGAUACCUCAACGAGCAGCGCCGCCAGAAACUCAGCAAAGAGCUCGGCCUGAACGAGCAGCAGAUCAAGAUCUGGUUCCAGAACAAACGCGCAAAGAUCAAGAAGGCCAGUGGCCAGAAGAAUCCACUGGCGUUACAGCUCAUGGCGCAGGGACUCUACAAUCACUCGACCGUUCCCGUCGACGAGGAUGGCGAGGAGAUUCCGGAGUAGGACGAUCGUCGAAGACUUGUUUUGAGUUAUAGACUGCGAUAGACUGUAUUGACUAGUUUGUAGAGAAAAGACAGAGAAUUAUGAUUUUUUCUUAUUUAUUUCGAUGUACAUAGUUGUAUAUAUUGCUGAGGAGAGAUAAUCGUACUGUGGAUAUGUAAGAUAUAUAUUAUGUCAUUGUGACGAUGCUGCCAGUUGUGCACCUCGUGUGCGAAGAUAUGUAGUCGCGUAUUUUUAUUAUUAUUCUGUAUUAGCGGACGAAAAUCGAAUCGUCGUGUUGUACUGAACUGUCCCAGUUAUGUAGUGUAAGGAAUCGCGUAGUGUAUAAAAGAAAAAAAACGAGUAUAUAUGUUAUAUCGUAGUAGGUACUGUGUGAGACAGAGUAUUUCCGAUGCGCUAUACAAUUGUUCUAUAGUGGAUACAUCGGAAAUUGAUAUUACAUCAUUAUAUCGAGCCAUUAUGUUUUAUAUUUAUAUGUAUAAAACGAUCUCAUUAAAAUAUGUAUAUAUAAUAUAUGUAUAACGUAUACGGUAUACACGAGCAUAAAAUUUAUCGCGAUCUUGUACGAGUGUGUCUCGUAUGUGGUGAUUAUCGUAGCGCGUACGCCUAUACGUCUGUGUAAUCAUUAUACACGCCUGUUUAUUAGUGACGAUUAAAAUAUCGUAAAUUCUACCGAAA
Molecule: messenger RNA, 2427 nt
Organism: Nasonia vitripennis (jewel wasp)
Lineage: Eukaryota; Metazoa; Arthropoda; Insecta; Hymenoptera; Pteromalidae
Product: segmentation polarity homeobox protein engrailed-like
Exons: 2
Coding region: 865-1752 (295 amino acids)
Biological process (GO): regulation of transcription by RNA polymerase II; multicellular organism development; neuron differentiation
Cellular component (GO): nucleus
Molecular function (GO): RNA polymerase II cis-regulatory region sequence-specific DNA binding; DNA-binding transcription factor activity, RNA polymerase II-specific
Source: RefSeq, a predicted model, not a curated record